CUGACUCUUCCAUGUAUUUGCGAAUCUCCACUCACGACAGGAAGAUUGCAUCGCAUUUAAAGCAAGAAAGCUGUGCAAAUUAAAUUAACAGUGCAAAAAUCAAACACAAAAUUUCGCUAAAAAACUACCAUGGACAAUUUCCUCUCCGGAUUAAUAUUAUGGCCAUUGUUAACCGUCAUCCUUGCCCCCAUCGUCCUCCCUCUCGCCAUAAUUCGACUGAUUGUCGACGUGCUCGCCAAAUCCCAUGGUCUCAGCCCAAUCACGCAUGGCGAACAGUUGUACACUUGUCCCGAGGGGAAAAUAUGGGCACUGUUGACAGGGGGGUUUAGAUUAGAUUCGAAAAUAAAUCUAAUUAAAUUCAGGGAAUUAUUCAAGGAGAAAUUCCUUACAAAUCAGAGAGACUCAAUUUUCUAUAAAACGGUCCUCCAAUUCUGGGGAUAUGGUUAUACUCGACCAGUAUCAAAAAUUGAUCUCAAUUUACACAUCAGAGAAGUCCGAUCAGUUCAAGGAGAAGGAUUCAAUGCAACGCUUAACAGAUUGUGGAAUGACAUGACCAGUAUGCAAGAGAACUGGGCAACUAGUCCGCCGUGGGAAAUUCUCGUGUGUAAUGAUAUCCAGGGUGUUCCGGGGUCAAUGAUAGUGAUAAAAAUUCACCACGCCUUAGCUGAUGGGUAUUCCAUGGUCAGCAUUAUAGAUCAACUCACAGGUAACAGGUCACCUUAUAUUGUGAAGCCUUGGGUUCUUUCGCCAUGGAGGAAGAUCAAAAUAUUCCUCAAGCUUCCUCUCGGGUUUUUGAAGAACAUCUAUAACCUUGACGUGUGCCUGGUUCAUCAUCCAUUUUCUUUGAAGAAAAACACUUCCACAGACAUUCCUCUGACCACAUCCACCGCGACGCUUGAUUUUAAAAAGAUUUACGAUAUUCGAAAAGCCGAGGGCUGUAGGGUCCUACCAAUUUUUAUGUGUCUCCAGGUGGAAGCAGUGAAACGGUUUUUAACAGCACAUAAAAGGAUAGAUGACGGAACCCAAAUGCAGGAGUAUUUUCGACAUAUUAUUAACCUUCCGAUUCCUGAACACCCCGCCGCGAGAGAGAAUCGGCUUUGCGUGUACUCGAUCAUGGGAGAUGGACGAGUUCCCCUUCAAGAGACCAACUUGCGGACCAGACUUCACAUAACGAACACACUGUUAGAGGAGUAUGAAGGAUCCGAUGGCGAAAAAGUGGCAGCCCUUCUUCGCAAUAUCCCAUAUAUUCUGCCGAACCCAAUCUUGAGUCAUUUUCAGAAUAUGAGUAAAUAUCCCUUAUUCUCCACCAUCUCGACACUGUUGUUGUCCCCAGAACCGUACGUUUUGCAAGGGACGACAAUUAGCAACUUCUAUUUUGGGACUACAUUUGACACUAAGAAUUGCGGAUUACGAGGAGUCACCCUGUUCACGUUUACCAGAGGGAACGAAGUAGAUGCCAGCAUUGUCGGAUCGACAGAUUUAUUUAAAACUCAGGCCGAAACUGAUGAGUAUGCUGACAAAUUUCUUGUCGAUGUUUUGGAUGAUUACUGGAAAUUGUGUUGUAAAAACAAGUCAUAGUUCUAAUCAGUCUGACCUGUUGAAUUUUUUGGGGUAUUUAAAUCCCAGUCAUCAAAAUAAAUUAAAUUGACAAGUCACAAAA
Molecule: messenger RNA, 1660 nt
Organism: Folsomia candida
Lineage: Eukaryota; Metazoa; Arthropoda; Collembola; Entomobryomorpha; Isotomidae
Exons: 4
Coding region: 130-1578 (482 amino acids)
Source: RefSeq, a predicted model, not a curated record